UCCUGGUUCUGUAAGCGGAUGACCAAGUAGUGAAAUGGGUCGAGGUACCGGCUGGUAAAAAAAUAAUUGAAUCACGAUUAAAAGGACAAGACUUAAUGUACAGGACGGUUCACAUACAUUUGGUAAUCUUAAUCAAAAUUCACAGAUGAGCGCACCUUGUUUUCACCCUCACCACCACUUCAUGGCUGGCCGACCCCGACAAAACAACGCGGACUUGCUAACUAUAGACAUACUUAAUUGACGCCUUCCGUUCACAGUCGCCUGUACUCAUCUUCCUCGGCAAGUGUGUAGUGUGGACAUCGUCCGUGAUGGUCAUGAAAAUAAUUGUUUCGUGGAUAAUCUGGUGUACAUGUAACUGCAACUUAGGCACUUGUAAGGAUGAUAACACAACAAUCGUCUUGCUUAACACAACACUGUCGUGGAGUGGAGGACAACAGGCAUGUCGUGAUAGAAAUGGCACAAUGCUCAGCGAACAGGAAGCACGAUCUGAUCCGGAAGUCAUCCGACAACUGACGUCAGGGAAUGAGUACUGGACUGGAAUGCAUCAGUACUUAUCAGAUUGGAUCGGUGUUUAUGGAUGGGAAUACAGCAACAAUAUAACACAGAUAGCUGACGUCACUACACACGAGCUGGAAUGGCCGUCUCCUGGGAGUUGUCAGGAGAUCUGUCAUAAGUACAGGAUAUUUGCUAUUAUUGGAGGCUCCACCUGUAUAUGUAUCCCAUCCUCUGCAGCAGACAAUAGUUUGUUCGCUUUUGAGUCUAGCAGAGUUUCGAACUGGACUGUGUGUAGCAACUCGGAAACACCUAACACGUGCGGGGGCACAAAUAACGGCCGGGUGAUAGCCAGCCUGUACGUGGAUUCAAGUUAUUUAGUUUCAAGCGUUUCUGAUGUUGAUGGUAAUUGUAUGAGUGCUCAAUGUGAUGGGACAAGUGGAAACGCUGUUUUAAAGGCACGUGAUUGUGAAAUCCACAAGUUCAGGUCCUGUGAAAACGGACAACCAGCUACAGAUCUUACGGGACAAUCUCCAUGGAAACAGGCGUAUGAGGGCUGUUUGAAUAUUACCUCUAUUUACGCCAUGCAGUUGUCUUGUUUAUCUUUAACUCAACUUCCUCGCGCCACUAAAACGUCAUACUGGAUCGGAUAUAAAAGACAGUUCUACACGAGACAGGACAAAGGUAACAAUGUAAACGUUGCUGAAGUACAAAAAUGCCAGAGUUGUAACACAGACGGGAGCUGCCAAUACCAGAGCAAAAGUCAAUGUGGUGUGGCGAAAAGGGUGAUGUGUAGGGUUCCAUCUUCAGAAGAAGCAACAACUACUGCCCUGACACCGGAAACAACCACGGUGACAACCACUUCUGAGGAGACAACAAGGGAGACAAGUACGUUCUCAUUCUCAGAUAUAACACAAGGUGGCUCUCCACAACCAGACGGUUCCUCAAGCCCACCACCUGGUUCCGUUUCCCUCGUAAACAGAGAUAGCAAAACAAUUGUCAACUUUAGAGAUGCAGAGAAUGAAUUCCCUUGGAUGAUUGUCAUUGUUGCAGCAGGCAGUGUAGUAGCCCUCUUCAUGUUGAUCCUAUCAACUGUCCUCUGUGUUAGAAUGAGACGCAAGAAGAAAGAAAGGCCUGAGAUGGAUUCAAGAUGUAAUGGAAAUGAAGCCACUGACAAUGAUUAUAGACUUACGAACGACAAAAAACUGAGAAUAAAUGGCGAAGGUCAAGUUAAGUAUGAGAAAGAUAUUUAUGAUCAUCUGGCCCACAAUGAACAAUCAAGGCCCGAGGAAGACACAUAUGACGUUACAAGUUCUGGUGAACAGAAUGUUUACAACCAUCUGCAACUGAGAGGCAAUCUUCGAAACGAAAGUGAAAUUAAUGUGUAUGACGUCAGUAGUUCGAGUGGUUUACCUAAAAAUGAAAGUGAAAGUAAUGUAUAUAACGUCAGCAGUCCGAGUGGUCUCCAGAAUCAAGAUAUUUACAACCAUUUGCGAGAAGAAUCACCCGGGGGUAUUAGCGACAACGUGUACGACAUUAGUAGUUGUAACGAUGAUAAAAACGAUGGUAUCUAUAAUCAUCUGCAUAGCGACUCAACAACUCCAUGUUCUCCUCUGGACGAAUAUGACAUGUAUGACGUCAGCUCAUCUACUUAAAAUAUGCACAUAUUUUACGCAACAGUCAAACAGAUCAAUCAGGAAUACUUGAUCAUAUUAAUCAAGAGAGAGAGAAUGUUUGUCGACUUUAAAGCUUAUAAUGAAACCUGAGUAAUUUUGUCUAAGUCGUGUUAAGUACUUGUUAUCAAGGGCUUAGCAAAGUGCCCAACACCACUAAACAAUAUGAAAUCGUCGGCUUUGCGGGACGAACUGUCCCUUCUUCAGUACGAUAGAAAAUUUACAUGGAAACGAAAGCCAAUUUAGUGUAAUGAAAACAAAGAAAACUAGCACCUUAAAGAAACUACAAAGGUUUGGAAAAACAUGGCGUCGAUCUCAAUGGCGAUUCCAUGAAUAUUUAAAAGGGAGGGGGUUCUAUCAUUAAUUUUGAUUUUCAAAGAGGGGUUCCACCCUCAAAAUGCGUUAUUUAUACCCACUUUUUAGUAAAACAUUUUGACAAAAAGUGGGUUCCGACCCCCAGAAUCCCCCCCCCCUUUCUGGAUCCGCCACUGGAUCUAUUGAAAUCGUCAGGUUUUUCACGGAGCUAUAAAAAAAAAUUUCCAACGAGAAUCAAAACUGAACCUCUUCAUCGGACCCGUGAAAAACCUUCCUUGCUUCUUGUUUACAAACCAUAGAAGGAUAGAUGAUACAUAUGAUUUGAUGUGUUUAAUACGUGAUUUUAAUUUUAUGGCAUCUGAUAUUCAUUAAUCAUUCUUACAAAGUGUCAAGUUCUUCUUUCAUAUUUAGCCCAUCAUCUGUCAUAAUCUUUGACAAAAUUUAUAAUAGAGAUGAAAAAGAUCGAGCUCCCCAACUUCGGACCGUUUAAAAUCGGGCGCGUAGCUGCCUAUACGCAACUGCGUACGCAUCAUUUCCUAGAGAGAGAGGGGGGUAUAAUUUUCAAUCAACAUUAUAAUGUCCAUUUAAUCAAAUUCAAAGUCCUUUUUUAAUUUCAAAUUUUCAACAUCAUGUCGAAUAUCACUUUAAUGUACACUAUAUAUGUACAUGUAGUAGACGGAUUUAGAAUAGUCUUUGUUAUCAGUACAAUUUACCAUUUAUACCAGUCGAAAACAACGAAACAGAGUGGACAAUUCACAAUUCGCAAACCAAAUGUAAAGUCAGUCCAAGUACACAAGUCAGCAUAAUGAAACACUUUAGAAAAUAAUUUUAUGACUUCUUUUUGUUUUGGAAAUUGACAAGAAACCCUGUUUCUACGCCCAGAAAAUAGGCGAUUUUAUUGGUAAAACCCAGGAGCUUCAUGGGGUUUUGCUUACUGGGCUCCAGUCUCAGGGCGACCACCAGACAAACCCCUGGCCGUGCUUUGCGUACGUGACAUUUUCUUUCUGGCUACGCGCCUGAAAAUGAAUGAUUUCACGUUGUCAUUUUCUUCUACAUGUAUAUUCACACUACCAGUAAUGACACAUGUCCGGCUGAAUGACUGUCAUUUGUUGAAUGUAAAACUUGUACGGUACCAAUUUUGAUGCACCAGAUACGCAUUUCGACAAAUAAUGUCUCUUCAGUGAUGCUCAACCGAAAUGUUUGAAAUCCGAAACAACAAUGAUGUUUUAGAGCUAUUAUAGCCAAAAACAGCGUGCCAAAAAAAGUGGAGUCAAAUUCGUCUAAGGAUAAGAGCUAUGCAUGAGGGAGAUAAUCCUUAAUUUUGAAAUGAAUUUCUAAAUUUUAUAACAGCAAUUAAAUAUACAUCCGUAUUUUCAAGCUAGUAACGAAGUACUUAGCUACGGGGCUGUAGAGACCCUCGGGUACUAACAGUCCACCAGCAGAGGCCUCGAGCCAGGGGUCAUAAUGUAGAACUUAUCGUCUGAUGUGCUUCAUAGUUCGACUCCGCAUUACUUCGUUUUCGUAAUCAAGAUAGAGGAUUCCCUGCCGGUGUGACCGGUCAACAGGGGGUACUUACUCCUCUUAGACACCUGGUUCAACCUUUUGCGUUUCCAUGGGUCCGUGUAUACCCUGUUCUCGAUUUGUAUUCUUUUGAGGAUUCAUGUCUGGUUUAACACUGUUCCUUAUCUUCACAUUUUUAAAAAAUAUUUUAUAAAGGAAAGAAGUUUUAUCUAAAAAUUCCUUUAUAACUACAUAAAAAGAAUUCUGACUGUGUAAGUUUGUCUGUUUUUAUCUUGAUUUAAGUUCCUUUUGAGAUUUUUUCACUCCUGUAUAGACGUCACUAAUGAUGUAUGGCGCUCAAGGCCGUUAUCAGCAAGGGUUCUUUAUUGAGCCAACGUCUACCCAUAUAAACGCCUUAGGUUUGACGUGGCCCCGGUAUGGACGUGAAAGCCUUAAGCGCUAGUCCCGUGGAAAUCCGCGUUAGAAUAGCUUCUCGGUACCCCUAAAUUUUUGUUUGUAAGAGGAGACUAAAUGGGCGGUCCUUCGGAUGAGACCGCAAAAAACGAGGCUUCCUGUCGCAGCAGGUGUGGCACGAUAAAGAACCCUCCUUGCCCAAAGACCGUAAAUGCCGAGCAUAGGCUCUUCACCGGCAAUGUUGACGUCUCCAUGUGAGUGAAAAAUUCUCAGGCGGGACUUUACACAAUAUACAACCAACCAGCCACUAUGCUGCCGCUAUUCUCUUUAGAGAAGUCGAGAGGCUAUUCCUCUCGACUUUUCUAAACAGAAUAGGCUGCCGCAACCGAUGACUGCGUUUGUAGUUACAUGUAUAUGUAUUUUUUCAUACUCGUGAUUUUUAUGUAAUGUAUAUUUAAAACAGCAGGUUGGAUUUUCAUUACGUUAUAAGUGAGAUUAAGUGCAUGUACAAUAGAUAAUUAAUAAUGUUCUCAACCACCUUAUAUUUGCUGAAAAUUGUCACUUUUAGAAAGUGGCCUUUCCCUUCAUUUAAAUGACCUUGGAAGUUUACAACACUAAUCAUUAUCUAACCAAAAGGUCUUCAGUUUCAUGAAAAAGUAAUGUAGCAUUUAGUUUUAAUUAUGUAUCAUAUUAUUCCCUAAAUGAUAAAAUUCAGAGAGACAAGUCCGAGACAUGAGAGGAGAUCCGGACAGUAAGAGUCGUUUUAAUAUGAAUACUGACAUCAUGUAAUUUGUUUUCUUUUUAAUAAAUGGAAAUUCUAUGAA
Messenger RNA from Ostrea edulis (European flat oyster), 5218 nucleotides. RefSeq lists its product as uncharacterized. The transcript has 10 exons. The coding region runs from base 309 to 2147 and encodes 612 amino acids. The record is from RefSeq and is a predicted model, not a curated record. NCBI's taxonomy places the organism in Eukaryota, Metazoa, Mollusca, Bivalvia, Ostreida, Ostreidae.